Messenger RNA from Symsagittifera roscoffensis, 4509 nucleotides. Its product is annotated as protein translocase subunit SecA-like. Gene Ontology annotation, biological process: protein import; protein targeting; intracellular protein transport. The record is from RefSeq and is a predicted model, not a curated record. Gene Ontology annotation, cellular component: membrane. NCBI's taxonomy places the organism in Eukaryota, Metazoa, Xenacoelomorpha, Acoela, Convolutidae. The transcript has 3 exons. The coding region runs from base 361 to 4497 and encodes 1378 amino acids. Gene Ontology annotation, molecular function: ATP binding.
UUCACACCUUUAGUGGAGUCAAGCAAAGACAGCGAAUCGGAGCACAGUGAAACUCCAGAGAGCCCUAAAGAUUAUCGGCAGCGGAGAAAUACUCCCCGACAAAAACCUACAAAAUUGACUGGUAUUACAGGAGACGACAUCAAUGAGAUUGAUCGCAUCGGGGAACGAUUUAUAGCAGGUGCCAAAUUGAUCAUAGAAAAACAUUUGCUUGGAAAAUCAUCGCAGGGCAAAGAAACUGAUGUUAACGGUGAUGUUGAUAUAAAUCCGGAAAAAUUACACGGAAAACACAUCUCACAUGGUGACCGAGAAUGGCUGUACGAAACUCAUUUGAAAGCAGUCAAGGAUCGAAAUUUGACAUCUAUGCUUCACAUGUUCAAGCAUUGCGAAGACUUUGGUCUGGACAACUUAGUACGAGUCAUGAUAUGGAAACUUUCAUUUGAAGAAGUAAAAGUAGACAAAAUCGAUAUGGAAUUGAUUAUGUCGCAUAUUUUGGGGGACAGAAUUAUUUAUGACGAACGUGAUUAUUUGAUAUUGUUUGGCGCUUUCCCGCAAAUUGAGUGGUUACCGGCUCUUCUAACGCUUCAACUUCGACAAGCGAUCGAACUGACUGUUGCCGAUCGUAUCGAGAUUCAAAAGUUUUUGGCAGGCAUUGACAACAGGCCUUUGAUGCGACUAUUAAGCUUGAAGUUACAUCAAGAUAAAACCUGUGACUGCAGUUUGGAUGAUAUCAAAGCUCUGUUUGAAAACUCAACGCUAAUUGAAUUGGACGAAGAAAUAGCAGCCCAGCUACUAGCCAUUGGACUGGGUGCAUGGCCGUUGCGUCUUUUGUGGCUCGAAACCGUGCUUCAAAUCUCGUUAUUGAAAGUAAACCCCGAAAUGGAGUCGGAAGAUUUAGAAGAGCUUUCUUAUUACAUGGGCGAAAUUCGGCAAAAAUGCGGAGACGCAGAUACCUCUGAGUUGUUAGCAAUACUUUCGGAGUUCACCAAUCUAGGCAAAACUGAACUGAAAACAGCAUUACGCAACUUGUAUCGAAACAAGUGGGUUUUGGAUAAAAACACUAAAAGCAUUCUCCGAAACCACUCGAGUUCUGAAUGGAGUUACAAUGUUUCUCUAAAUUUGAGGUCUAGCCAACCGCGUAGCAUUGAACAACUGACAAACCUCAUGGAGGAUGAUUCUACAAACAGUGAAAGGGUCCAAAAAAUACUACUUUCCUGUAAAAACAAAGUCAAUAAAAUCGAAAAAACCGGAAGUCUCAGAAGCAAUAUUCUAGUCUUAUUCAAAACAAAGGCAAGGGGCGAAAUUUUUAGCCUUAGAUGUCAAGAAUUAAAUCUUAGAUCAAAAGAUUUCAUACAUAAAAUAAAAAGUGAAAUAGCUAGGCUCAACCGGAAAGUUAGCGACAAUAAAGAAAGCGUCUUGAAAAACAUUUCUCAAUGGACGGAAAAAGAUGUAGAAAAUUGGGUGAAAAGCUUUACCUGGGACUAUUUUAAGGACAUUAAAAGCAAUUAUUGGAUUGAAACUCUAUGUGUAAUAGAUCAGGCAAUUUACCUCAAAGUUGGUUUUCACUUACGAGCCACUCAACUUCUGGCUGUUGUCAUUUUCAUUGAAACAGGCAAUGCAGGAAUUCUCGAACAAAUUUCUACGGGCGAAGGAAAGUCUCUUAUAAUAGCAACGCUUGCUAUUUACAAAGCUCUUGUCGAAAAUGAAAACGUCGACAUCAUUACUAGCUCAGUGGUUUUGGCAGAGCGAGAUGCGAAAGAGCACAAAGAACUGUACAGAUUGUUUGGUUUAAAUGCAGAACAUAACAAUGUCGAUGGGAUGAACAAGAGACAGGAGAUGUAUUCUAAGUCCCACGUGAUCUACGGAGACAUCAGUUGUUUCCAGAGAGACCUGCUCCUAGACCGAUUCUACAACGUCGGUAAUGGAAUCGAGAGUCGCAAAGUAGGCUGCGUGAUCGUAGACGAAGUAGACAGCAUGUUGAUAGACAAAGGGAACAACACUCUCUAUUUGUCGCACAAUAUUCCAGGUAUGGACGCUCUGGAACCUCUGUACGUUCAUAUGUGGACUGUUGCUCAUGCUCACGGAGUAACAGGAAGCGAAAAGGACGUUGCAGCCAUAGAACUCACCACCAGACAGGCAAUGCAUCCUCUUCUCGUAAAAGAUGAGCUUCGUGAUAGAACUGACGUUGAAGAGAUGAAACUAGAACGAGUUUGGGAGGAACUGAUCCGACUUGAAAUCAUAGACAAACACGGAGAAAUUUUAGAUGGAAAUCAACUGUUGACAGAUAGCAAAACACUCAAUAAAUUGCACAAAAACAAAAUUGAGUUGACAUAUUUGGAAAAAGGAAAAAUUGUUUCGUUGAUCAAAGAUAGCAGCAGGCGAAGAACGACUGUUGAAAUUCCAAAUAACCUUAGACAAUUUGUUGGUCUUCAUUUGAAGGAAUGGGCAGAAAACGCACUUCUGGCGCGAAGGAUGAACGUCAAUGAGGACUACAUUAUUGACAUUGAUCGAUCGGAGACCGCACGACGAACGGAACCGAACAUCGUUAUUAUGGACAACUACACGGGAGAAGAGCAGUACUCCUCGCAAUGGAGCAGUGGCCUCCAUCAAUUCCUCCAGCUCAAACACUCCUGCCGUCUCUCAAUGGAAUCCUUGAAAGCCGUAUUCAUAUCAAACACUAAGUUUUUUGAGAGGUAUGGGUCCAAUUUGUUUGGGCUUUCAGGUACGUUGGGUUCUCAAAGCGAACGGAACUUUCUAAAAAAUAUCUACCGAGUUGAUUUUUGUAAAAUACCUACCUUUAAGGAGUCUCGUUUUGAAGAAAUUACACCAGCCCUUUUCAGACAUCGAGACACUUGGCUCAAAGCGCUCACGCAAGAAUGUGUAAGGAUAACGCACGAAAAACAGGUUGUUUUGGUUAUUUGUGAAAACAUAGAGCAAGUCAACAUAGUCGAAACUGCUUUUAAAAAAUUGAUGCCUGCAAAUAGCCCAGCAAACACUUCAAAAAUGGCAGUUGGUGAAUCCAAGAAGUUUCUAGAAUGCCCGCUGCACGUUUGCACGCGCAGCUAUGUGCCAAUCGUUGGGAGCGAAGAAGAAAUUACGGAGCCGUGCGUCAUAGUUUCCACCAACUUAGCCGGCAGAGGUACGGAUAUUAAGAUAAACGAAGAGCUCAGCGAAAAAGGAGGCUUACAUGUGUGUGUAGCGUACAUGCCUCCAAAUGUAAGAAUUGAGGAACAAGCCUUCGGAAGGACUGCACGGAAAGGUCAAAAGGGAAGCGGCCAAAUAAUCUGCUGCGAUGAGACGAAAACCUCCCAAGAUAGAGUGAGCUCGUUUGCCGACUUCUUUCAACAGAAGACAGAGCGAAACAAAAACGAGGAGAAAAUUGUGAACGACCUCGAAGCUACCUACAAAAAUUACACCAAGCCUGAAGAAAACCUACUUGAACAGUUCAAGGAUUCAUACAAACUGUUGAGUCAACAUCUGAUAUCCAAAAACAAAGGAAUUUUGAACCGACUGUUUACAGAUGUCAAAAAGAAAGAACAAGUUAUGAAUAUUAUUCUGAAUAAUUGUCUCGACAGUUGGGCCUUUUUGCUAGACCAAUUAGGUGCCACACAAAAACAUGAUUUGAAAAAUGCGUCGAUUAAAGAGUUUUUGAACAAAAUAAGCGACGCGAUUGAGCUCGACAAUGCUCAAGAGCAACUCAUUGAUCGGUCAGCGCAAAAGAUUCAGUAUGCAAACCUUAUCGAGGAUGAUACAGGACUGAAGAAACUGAACGAAGUCAUUUCUGACGACUGCCAUUAUCGCGCGAUAGCCCAAUACUAUUCUGCACAUUCACUAAUCAAGAAAUAUAAUCACAACAGGAAAGAUAACCCAAGAGAAUGCGAGAUGGUCUUCAAACUCCUCAGAAGCUCCCUGAUGAAUCUGAAAAAUCGUCAAGAGAAACUGGCGGAGUGGAUUGUGACGGUUGGCGAGAUAGCGAAAAGUUACUCAAACACGGGUCCCAGUUUUGUACUAGUCAAUGACUACGAAACUCAAAAACAAGAAAUAACUGGAAUUUUGGAAGUAUUUGUUGACUCUAUUCGGAACGUACUGGGAUUUGAACUCUCAAGCAGUCUAAUACAGUCUGAGGGCAUUGAUCCGGAUCAAGCUCAGCAAUUUCUGCAGGAAUUAAUCUGUAAUAAGCUAGUUAAAAACCCCUGCGUUGUUUCGAAGCAAUGGUUAGAAUUGAGGCAAAAAUACGCAUUGCACGAACAAGAUAUUGACGCGUUUCUGGACAGAAACGAAGGCAAGGAAAUCAAGAAGGAUGAUAUGAAAGGCUUGUUGCCAAGUCGCGAAGACUUUUGGGAUGAAAUGCGAAAAAGCAGAUUUAUAAAAAUGAAAAGCGAUUUGUAUCUUUGCAAGAAGAAGCUGCGAAAAAUUUACUGGCAGAAAAUCAUCCGAAACUUUACGAAAAAAUUAAACAGGCUUUUUCUGAGACAAGCCAGGCAAAGGCAAUUCUAUUGAACAAAAGUGACA